Messenger RNA from Silurus meridionalis, 3517 nucleotides. It is a transcript of the gene bcat1, whose product is annotated as branched chain amino-acid transaminase 1, cytosolic. The transcript has 11 exons. Gene Ontology annotation, molecular function: branched-chain-amino-acid:2-oxoglutarate transaminase activity. Lineage: Eukaryota; Metazoa; Chordata; Actinopteri; Siluriformes; Siluridae. The record is from RefSeq and is a predicted model, not a curated record. Gene Ontology annotation, biological process: L-leucine biosynthetic process; L-valine biosynthetic process. Bases 235 to 1386 code for a protein of 383 amino acids. Gene Ontology annotation, cellular component: mitochondrion.
AAAAAGAAAAAGAAAAAAAAGGACAGUGGUGUGUGUGUGUGGGGGGCGCGCUGAAUAGAUCCCAAAAGCUUAGGAAAUACACGUCUGGUUUUAGGAUUGCUUCACGUGGAUGCACGACGCUCGCGUGUGUUAGAGGGAGCAUACAGUAGGAGCAGUGUGUGUGUGUGUGUGUGUGUGUGUUAAGCGGUCCGAGCACGCGCCUCCAUUGCGCUCCUAAUCACCAUCAUCUUCAUCAUGGCGAGCGACUCGGCGCGAUCUCCUCAGGUCCAAGACGAAAAUCCCUCAUGCAACAGUGUGGCUAGCUUUAAGUCAGCAGACACAGCGGUCCAGCUGUGUGAAAGGCGUAAACCUAAACCCGAGUCUGAGAACCUUUCCUUCGGCACUGUGUUCACAGACCACAUGCUGCUCAUUGAGUGGAGCAGUGAAGGAGGCUGGGAAAAACCUCGGAUUCAGCCAUUUGGAAACCUGAGCCUUCAUCCUGCCUGUUCCGCCCUGCAUUACGCCGUGCAGCUUUUCGAGGGCAUGAAGGCGUACCGGGGGCAGGAUGACCGGGUUCGUCUCUUCAGGCCAAUGCUGAACAUGGAUCGCAUGCUAAAGUCUGCACACCGAGCCUGUCUACCUAGUUUUGAUGGUGCUGAAUUUCUGGAGUGUAUAAGGAAACUGGUGGAAAUCGAUCAGGACUGGGUUCCUCGCUCCGACUCGGCGAGUCUCUACAUUCGGCCGACGUUCCUGGGCACUGAGUCUUCAUUAGGUGUAAAGAAGACCUCCAAAGCCUUGCUGUUUGUGAUCCUCAGUCCCGUUGGCUCCUACUUCAGCACAGGAAAUAAGUCUGUGUCUCUGUGGGCCGACACUAAAUACAUCAGGGCCUGGAAGGGAGGUACUGGAGACUGCAAAAUGGGAGGGAAUUACGGCGCUUCUAUCUUCGCUCAGAAUGUGGCGAUGGAGUUCGGUUGUCAGCAGGUUCUGUGGUUGUACGGAGAAGAUCACCAGAUCACCGAGGUCGGCACAAUGAACCUCUUUCUGUACUGGAUCAACGAGAAAGGAGAGGAAGAGCUGGCCACACCCCCUCUGGAUGGAAUCAUUUUGCCCGGCAUCACGCGCCGAAGCAUCUUGGACCUCACACGUAAAUGGGGCGAGUUUAAAGUGUCGGAGCGUUACCUGACCAUGGCGGACCUGUGUGCGGCUCUGGAAGAGAAGCGUGUGAAGGAGAUGUUCGGCUCGGGGACGGCGUGUGUGGUCAGUCAUGUGGGCAGAGUUCUGUAUCAGGGGCAGAAUCUGCAGAUCCCCUGUGCUGACGCUGGAAACUCGCUCACCUCUCGACUGCUGAAGGAGCUUACAGAUAUCCAGUAUGGGUGGACUGAGAGUGACUGGACCUUCUUCGUGUAGACAAGUGUUGACUCAAGAAAGCAAAUUGUACACACACACACACACACACACACACACACACACACACACACACCAGCUUGUCAGUGCUUAUUUUUAGCUUCUUUAAUUGGAUAUGGUAAUACAGUAGAGAGAAACAGAUUUAGGUCUUAAGGCAAAUUCACACCGGAUGUGUCACGUGAAGCGUCACGUCAGUUCCAUUUUAAAAAGCGGUUUCAGUUCACACCGGCCACGUUUGAGGUACGUUAGAGGUGCGUUUGAGGUGCUGUACUUCUCCCGUUUAAUGCAACGUGCUUCCGAUCUCUUCACUCUCAGACACGAGGGAAACGUAACAAAUUCUAUAGAAAUUGAAAUCACAACACUUUCUUUUCACUGCACACUUUAUUAAAAAUCAGUCACAAUCUACAAAGACUCUGAGCUGCAAAGAAAAGUGUUGUAGGCAUCAGCUCAAGGCCAUGUUCAAAAAAUGUAUAAUAAUUAAUAAAACCUAUAUUAGUGUGGUAAUCCAAACAAUAGUUAAAAAACCCUGUAAAGAAAUUCCAGAGGCAUCAGCUCAAGGCCACGUUCAAGGUCAUUGUUGAAAAAAUAUAACAAUAUAUAUUAAAAACAACCUGUAAAAUAAAAUCUCUAAUUAUUCUGUAUAUAAAAAACACGUAAUAAUUACAUUUAAUUAGGUAAAUACAUGUUUUAAUUCAAUAAAAUUGCAGAAACAUCUGUAAUAAUGAAAUGUAAUCUAAUGGAGGUCUUAAUUAAUAGUUAAAAAUAGUUUUUAAUUGUAAAGGAAGGGGGUGUGGUUGAGAGGGGGCGUGGCCAAUAGAGGUGUGAUGAAAGACGGUGUAUAGCAUUGGAUCGGAUACAGGAGUUGUCUCUUCCCACGUGUCUGGAGUGGAUCGACCGAGUCAGUCAGGUUACAGUCAGGUGCAAAAGUUUGCACACCCUUAGGACAUACAAACAUUUCUUCAUGGUCACAAGCAACAACAAAAAAUCUGAACAUUAAAAAAAUGUUUUAUGCUAAAAGCAAAAAUAUGAACAAUGAUGCCUUCUAGCACAGAAUAAGUGCUGGGUGCAAAUGUUUGCACACCCUUAUGACAAAUGUACAAAUGUUAGUUUAGCACAUGUAAGAAAAUGCUCAAAUGAUUUGUUGGGAAAAAUAAAAAAAAUCAAUGUCAUAAUAAUAUACUAGCUUCUUGAUGUAAUCAGCGGUAGUUUGCACCCCCUAGGGGUGUAAUAAAGAACUGAUAUUCCUCUAAGGCAGUAACAAAGUAACAAUGGUCAGAUGUUGCGUUUUAUUAUUAGUGAAAAACUUUUGCGCUGCCAUUUUUUUAGCAUAUAAUACAAAUACGUAAAAGAACUGCAUUGAUUUUUUUCACUUAAAGUAUAUAAGGGGUGGUGCAAAAGUUUGCACACCCUCAGAACGAAAGAAGACUAUGGUUCUACAUUUUUAACACCCAACAAAUAAUCUAAACCUAUUAGCGAAGGCAUUACAAAGGAAAGUUCCAUCAAGUACAAACUUCCUCUUGUGUAUUUCGUCCUUUAAUAUGGAACAAUUUGUCAGUUCUGUAUGUGAUUAAAUGUGUCGGUCAUUUCCACGUUAAAAGCAUGGAGGGGGGGCACAAACAUUUACACUUAUACAAAAUAAGGUUGAAAUUUAUGCAAUAAUUCUUGUAGUAAUGUAGGAUUUCUUUUUUAAUUACAGCAAUGAUGAUUUUGUAUUUAUGGCGAUUGAAGUACAUUUUUGUGUUCGCAAGGAGGUCGGAGAAAAUAAUAAAAUGCAAACACACACACACACACACACACACACACACACACACACACACACACACACACACACACACACACCCCAGAACGAGUACUAGAUAGAGAUGAAAUGAGGAAACACUUUUGUUUGGAGAAAACGAUGCUGUAAAGGUUCUGAGGGGAAAAUUCCAACUUGAAAUGCAUUAAGGUAUUUUUGUAUUAAAUGUCAGAUUCAUGAAUCAUCUUUUAGCUUGUACGGCAUUAAGUGAUUAGACAAUUAUGAAUAAAUCAUAGUACUUUCUUGUUUUUUUAUCUCAUGUAGAAACCUUUAUAUUGUUAAUCACUGUUGAAUUGUAAAACAUUAAAGGAGGAGGUGUAAUAAAUGUCCUAAGCAACA